CAGCCCGACCGACCUUCUUCUAUGCUCUCCACUGAUGGGCGCAGGACGUGCUGAUGAAUGUGGCCUGCGACUGAACAGGAACAUCAACAAGUGUGGCUGCUGUCAUCUCUUUUAAAAAACGUUCUCGACAUGGCAGGAGGGUACCGGAAACACAUUCAGCCUACCUCCACCUUAUAGUUGCCUUCAUCUCCCUCUAAGAUACCGUUCCCUCUUGAGUAACUCUCUUCUCUUUCCAAUCAGAAAGCAGCCUCUUGGAUUCUACCUGGAAUACUCUCAAUGCAGCUCAUGUGAAACUGGGCUCUACUGAAGCACUUUGGAAACAGCAGGACAUGAAAAUUAUACUUCACCGAUGGAUCUGAUGGAUUAACUACAGAUAAAACCUUGACAGCUUGACCAGCAGGAGCACACAGCUGAAGAUGUCCAACCGUAUGGGUCAUGAUCGGCCCAGAAAUCCCUUGCUCUCAGCUGUCUCGGCUCUCUUGUGUGCCUUGCACUUUGGAAUAUUGUUCAGAAGUGCACUGGUGACCGCUUGUCCCAAGAGCUGCCACUGCAUGGAGAAGAACAGCCUUGCCGUGCUGCAGUGCAUGUCGCGCAACCUGGAGAACAUCCCGGCUGACCUGCCGCGUGACACUGUAGUCCUGCUGCUGGCCUCAAACAGGAUUACCAAGAUCCCCAAACAGGCCUUUAAGGACCUCAACAGACUACAGGAACUGGAUCUGUCCAACAACGCCAUUGAGACGGUGGACGCUGGGGCCUUCCAGGGGGUCUCCGACGUCCUUCGGGUCCUGGACCUGUCCAACAACCGCAUAAGCAGCGUGCCCAAAGAGGCAUUCGCCAAACUUCAGGCCAAAAUCAGCCUCUCCAACAAUCCCUGGCACUGCGAGUGCAGCUUGCAGGAGGUCCUGAGGGAGCUGAGACUGGACCCAGAGACGGUCAAGGAGGUGAGCUGUCACACGGCUGUGGAGGAGGAGUACACCGGCAAACCCGUUAUCCAGGUCCUGGACUCGGGCAUCAACUUCUGCAACUUCCACCACAAGACCACUGAUGUGGCCAUGUUCGUCACUGUGUUCGGCUGGUUCACCAUGGUGAUAGCCUACGUGAUCUACUACGUGCGGAAGAACCAGGAGGAUGCCAGGAGGCACAUGGAUUACCUCAAGUCCCUGCCCAGCAGCUCGCAGAUCAGCAAAGACUUUGACACGAUCAGCACGGUUCUCUAGCAGGCCCGCUGUGGCACACAUGUGAGUGAGUGAGUGAGUGAGUGAGUGAGUGAGUGAGUGAGUGAGUGAGUGAGUGAGUGAGUGAGUGAGUGAGUGAGUGAGUGAGUGAGUGAGUGGAUGAUAGGGAGAAUGGUGUUCUUGAUUUUUGAGCUGGGAUUUAUUUUAGGUGGCCUUAGGAGACGAUAGAUCUGGACUUCAUCUGGACCUUUAGUAUUUAUAAUUGCUCUCUGUCUUUCUGUAUGGACACAGAUAACUAUCUUAAUUUGACCAGUUUCUCACAGCAGGAAAAUAAUCUUUCCGCAACAGGAAAUGUGAAUUAUGUGGAUUAUAAUGAGCAUUUUUGUAGGGGUUGAUACGUUUUUCGUCAUGGCAAACAAAGUCUGACAUUUGAAAGUGGAAAUUCCACACUUUAGAAGCCUUUUUAAACGUCAAAUACACUAAAAGUUGCAUUUCCUGCGGCACAGGAACAUUUUGUGUGACAACAGAGUGAUCAAAUUACGAAAAAGGACAUACAAUGAGGGAAAUAAGUAUUUGACCCCCUCUCAAUCAGAAAGAUUUCUGGCUCACAGGUGUCUUUUAUACAGGUAACGAGCUGAGUUUAGGAGCACACUCUUAAAUGGAGUGCUCCUAAUCUCAGUUUGUUACCUGUAUGAAAGACACCUGUCCACAGAAGCAAUCAAUCAAUCAGAUUCCAAACUACACUAUGCCGUGAAGGACUGAAAUCCUGCAGCGCUCGCAAGGUCCCCCUGCUCAAGGAAGCACAUAUACAUGCCCGUCUGAAGUUUGCCAAUGAACAUCUGAAUGAUUCAGAGGACAACUGGGUGAAAGUGUUGUGGCCAGAUGAGGACAAAAUGGAGCUCUUUGGCAUCAACUCAACUCGCCGUGUUUGGAGGAGGAGGAAUGCUGCCUAUGACCCCAAGAACACCAUCCCCACCAUCAAACAUGGAGGUGGAAACAUUAUGUUUUGGGGGUGUUUUUAUGCUAAGGGGACAGGACAACUGCACCUCAUUAAGGACGAUGGAUGGGGCCAUGUACCGUCAAAUCUUGGGUGAGAACCUCCUUCCCUCAGCCAGGGCAUUGAAAAUGUGUCGUGGAUGGGUUUUCCAGCAUGACAAUGACCCGAAACACAUGGCCAAGGCAACAAAGGAGUGGCUCAAGAAGAAGCACAUUAAGGUCCUGGAGAGGCCUAGCCAGUCUCCAGACCUUAAUCCCAUAGACAAUUAUGUGGAGGGAGCUGAAGGUUCGAGUUGCCAAACAUCAGCCUCAAAACCUUAAUGACGUAGAGAAGAUCUGCAAAGAGGAGUGGGACAAAAUCCCUCCUGAGACGUGUGCAAACCUGGUGGCCAACUACAAGAAACGUCUGACCUCUGUGAUUGCCAACAAGGGUUUUGCCACCAAGUAGUAAGUCAUGUUUUGCAGAGGGGUCAAAUACUUAUUUCCCUCAUUAAAAUGCAAAUCAAUUUAUAACAUUUUUGACAUGUGUUUUUCUGGAUUUUUUUGUUGUUAUUCUGUCUCUCACUGUUCAAAUAAACCUACCAUUACAAUUAUAGACUGAUAAUUUCUUUGUCAGUGGGCAAAUGUACAAAAUCAGCAGGGGAUCAAAUACUUAUUUCCCUCACUGUAGAUUGACAAAUCUGGCAUUUUAUCAUCUAGACUAUCAUUUCAUUUAUAUUCAGGUGAAGGCUAAUUCUUUUAGAACACUAUUUUCACUUGACAUCUCUUGCAAUUCUACACCUUAACACUGUGUAUUGGGCUGUACUAGAUCAUGUUCCCCCCUUUCCUUCUGCCAUGUACAAUUCCCGUUAAUGCUGUCUUUUAAUUUAGUUAGUUGCUACUCAGGGGGAACGUUGGUUGCAAUGAAGUAAUUAUGGUGUCAUUGUCAGGUUGUAUAGUGGUUAUUUAAGGAAGUUUCAUUAAUGUAUUUUUAGCAAUCAAUAUAAAUACAUCUUUAUCUGGUUAUUUGACCAGAUAACAACCAAAAUAUGACAUCUGAUAAUAUGACGUCUUCUCAAUCAGAAAAUCAGUUUACAACCAGAAAAUUGUUCUUAAGACGUUGUGUCAAUUUUUGCCUGCUGGGUAGGAAGUUUUUAUCUGUGUAGACUUUCUCCUCAUUUUAUUUGGUGUUUUAGUGGUCAACAGUGAGUCAACAUCUUGUAUGGUUUAUACAAUCUGUGCUUGUAUGGGAUAUCCCACAUGCUAAAAUAGGUAAAAAUGUUGCUUCAAUGUUGUCAUAAUGUUCUAUGAAUGGGCCAAGUGUCUGUUUUUCUGGGACUGGGCCCAGUCUAAAGUGUUAUUGUCAUUAGGUCAUUUCUAUUUGCACAUUGUUAUAGAAUUGAAAGGUCUCCAGUCAUUUAUUGUUUCUAUGUGUCAAUGCAGAAUUGUUACUUACAUUUAUAAUCUGUGGGAUUCAAAAUGGACACCAUAGCAGCAUUGGAAAAUAAAGGUUGUUAUACAUAACUUUC
This is a messenger RNA of Oncorhynchus keta (chum salmon), 3679 nucleotides long. It is a transcript of the gene lrrc3, whose product is annotated as leucine rich repeat containing 3. Gene Ontology annotation, molecular function: protein binding. The record is from RefSeq and is a predicted model, not a curated record. The transcript has 3 exons. The coding region runs from base 417 to 1217 and encodes 266 amino acids. Gene Ontology annotation, cellular component: plasma membrane. NCBI's taxonomy places the organism in Eukaryota, Metazoa, Chordata, Actinopteri, Salmoniformes, Salmonidae.